Aspergillus aculeatinus CBS 121060 is the source of this 574-nucleotide messenger RNA. Its product is annotated as V-type proton ATPase subunit E. NCBI's taxonomy places the organism in Eukaryota, Fungi, Ascomycota, Eurotiomycetes, Eurotiales, Aspergillaceae. Gene Ontology annotation, cellular component: vacuolar proton-transporting V-type ATPase, V0 domain. Gene Ontology annotation, biological process: vacuolar acidification; proton transmembrane transport. The record is from RefSeq and is a predicted model, not a curated record. The transcript has 3 exons. Gene Ontology annotation, molecular function: proton-transporting ATPase activity, rotational mechanism. The coding region runs from base 192 to 428 and encodes 78 amino acids.
ACCUCCGCAAGACGACUCAUAUCCGAAGCGAUUAUAGUCAAGAUGGCGAACGGGUAAGUUACCCCCGACCCUCGCAAAUCAUCCCCCGGACGGCCACCAAGAGUGCGCUUGGAAUUACCAAGCAGCAAGCAGGCUUGGUUGCCCUUCCCUCACAUCCAGCAGAACCGGAAUCCCAAACCGCCCACUAACCCAUGCUGCAAAAAACAACCAGAUGGAGCAUCAUCAUCGGCCUCAUCGUCGUCGUCAUCGCCUCCGUCUUGGCGUGGAUCUUCAGCCCCAAGGGCGAGAAUCAGACUGUGUUCAGAAGUACCCUGAUCUUAUCCUUCGUAUGCUGUUAUCUGAUGUGGGCGAUCACGUUCCUCGCGCAGUGGCAUCCGCUCAUCACGCCUAAGAGGUCGGAUAUUCGGCCUGAUCGGGUGCCUGAGUAAAUCCCUCUUUGACUUGCGCUCUUGUUUCUGUGUUGAAGGGGUGUGGGUUCAGGAUGUGAGGCCUUUGUAUGAUGUGUGUCGAGGUGGAUCGGCAGGGUGGGUGCCUAGAAGUGUUGGUGAUAUGCUACGUACGGCCCCGUCUUGGC